Mustela erminea (ermine) is the source of this 4848-nucleotide messenger RNA. It is a transcript of the gene SIMC1, whose product is annotated as SUMO interacting motifs containing 1. Bases 138 to 3041 code for a protein of 967 amino acids. The transcript is spliced from 11 exons. NCBI's taxonomy places the organism in Eukaryota, Metazoa, Chordata, Mammalia, Carnivora, Mustelidae. The record is from RefSeq and is a predicted model, not a curated record.
GAUGGCUCCGGUUGUCGCCGCCGCUGCCGCUGCCGCUGCCGCCGCCGCCUCAGCAGCGGGAGCCGAAGUCGCCGACGCUGCCGCCGCCACCCCGGUCCCAAGCGGCCCGCGCGCUGCCUCGGCUAGGGCCCGUAGCAAUGGAGGACUUCAUCGUGAUCUCGGACGACAGCGGCUCCGAGAGUUCCGGGGGGGCCCGCUCGGGCAGGGCACGGAGGCUCCGCCGGGCCCUGUCCCGGACCCCUGGCGCGCUGCCCCGCCGGACUGUGGACUUCAUUGACUUAACUAGAGAAACCAGACCAAGGGCAAAGGAUCGCAAUGGACUCUGUGUGAUUGACCUGACAAGAACUGAGGAAGAAAACAGACCUAUCGCCACUCUUGACUUGACUCUAGAACCUGUUGCUGCUUCCCAGAAAGAGCCAGCCAGUCUUCAGACAUGUGCCAGCCUCUCCAGCAAAGAGGUGACAGAAGGGCGGGUAGACAGAAGCUCUUGGCCUACAGCACGGAGAAUCAUUAACAGCGAUCCUGUGGAUUUGGACCUUUUGGAAGAAACCGCAUUUGAAUGUCCACAACCCCCUACAUCCAUCAGUGGGGACUCUGUUUAUCCAGCAGAGCCAAAUUGUAGCUCAACAUCAUUCAAAGGUGACCUUGGCUUCUUGGCAAGCCUACAGCUAUCUUCAGAUAUUUGCUCCCUCUCCCCAACAAGCAAUCAGAGAGCACCCUUGCCUUGCCCACAGCAAGAUGUGCCUUGCCCACCUCAAGCCUUGCCAUGCCCACUGCGAAUCUUGCCAUGCCCACUGCGAGCCUCACCAUGUCCACCACGAGCCUCCUCAUGCCCACCACGAGCUUUGUCAUGCACAUCACAAACCGUGCAGUGCCAAGUACAAGCUUUGACUCACCUGCCUCAAGAAGUUCCAUGCCCUUCUCGAGAUAUGCCAUGCCUUCAGCAGAAUGUGCCAAGCCCACCUCCAGACUCAUCGUGGCAACCUCAGCACUCACCUGACCCACCUCAAGACUCACUGUGCCCACCUCAAGACUCUCGGGGCCUACCUCAAGAUGUACCAGGCCCACUGCAAAACAUAUCUUAUCCACAAAAUGUGGCACAUUUACAAAAUGUGCCACAGUCAUCAUUUGAUGUGCCACAGUCACCAAGACACAUACCACAGUCACCAGAAGAUGUGCCACAGUCACUAGCAGACGUGCCACAGUCACCAGAAGAUGUGCCACAGUCACCAGAAAGUGUGCCGCAUUUCCCUGGAGAAGUCCCAGACUUCCCAGGAGAUACAGUCCAUUCACCUGGAGACAUGCCAUGCUUGCCAGGAGACAUGCCACACUCACUUGGAGACUUGCCUCACUUACCACGAGACAGGUCUUACUCUCUCCAAAAUGAUAUACGGAACCAUGACGCUCCUAUGGAAGUCUCAGCUCCAUCCUCACCAAGGUUCUCUCCCAGCCCACAGUCUCCACAGUCUGAAACUUCCUUACAGAAAGUUCCUUGGCUCCCCAUCACAGAAACUCCAGCCAGAAAAGAGAGAUCACUGUCAGAGCCUGCUAAUGCCGGGUCUGCCCAGGUACAAGCACAAACACCACAAGGUGGAUUAUACAACAGACCAUGCCUGCAUAGACUGAAGUACUUCUUACGACCUCCAGUGCAUCACCUCUUCUUCCAGACACUAAUACCAGAUAAAGACACAAGAGAGAGUAAGGGUCAAAAAUUAGAACCCAUUCCUCAUCGAAGACUAAGAAUGGUAACAAACACCAUUGAAGAAAAUUUUCCCCUGGGGACUGUGCAGUUUUUGAUGGACUUUGUGUCACCCCAGCAUUACCCACCCAGAGAAAUUGUGGCUCACAUCAUCCAGAAAAUCCUGCUCAGUGGCUCCGAGACCGUGGAUGUCCUAAAGGAGGCCUAUAUGCUUCUCAUGAAAAUUCAACAGCUACAUCCAGCUAAUGCCAAGACAGUGGAGUGGGACUGGAAGCUGCUCACUUACGUCAUGGAGGAAGAGGGACAGAAUCUGCCUGGGCGAGUCCUUUUUCUGCGUUAUGUGGUACAGACCCUGGAGGAUGACUUCCAGCAGAUCCUGAGGAGGCAGCGACAGCACCUGCAGCAGUCCAUUGCAAGCACUGUGCUGUCCUGCGACAAGCAGCCCCACAAUGUCAGGGAUGUCAUCAAGUGGCUGGUCAAAGUAGUAACUGAAGACGGAUUAACUCAGCCCACAAAUGGGAAUCAAACCUCUUCAGGAACAGGAGUCUUAAAGGACAGCAGUAGCCAUCCUUCUCCCCAGCCCAACCUGACAAAGAACACCAAUCAGCUGUCUGAUGAGAGAGAGGGUCACAGUCCACCAGUUGAAGCUCUGAGACUGAACUUAGUAAAAGAUAAUUGUAAAGGAACCAGUGACAGGAAAACCAUAUGGAUUGUGUGUCAGCUGCAGAGGAUGCUGUCCAUAGCUGUAGAGGUGGACAGGACCCCCACGUGCAGCUCCAAUAAAAUUGCCGAGAUGAUGUUUGGGUUUGUGCUGGACAUUCCUGAAAGGAGUCAGAGGGAGAUGUUCUUUACUACCAUGGAAAGCCACCUUCUGCGCUGCAAAGUGUUAGAAAUCAUAUUCCUCCACAGCUGCGAGACGCCCACCCGCCUGCCCUUGUCUCUGGCCCAGGCCCUCUACUUUCUGAACAAUUCCACAUCACUGCUCAAGUGUCAGUCGGAUAAAACCCAGUGGCAGACGUGGGAUGAGCUGGUUGAGCACCUGCAGUUCCUGCUGUCCAGCUAUCAGCACGUGUUAAGAGAGCACUUGCGGAGUUCAGUGAUUGAUCGGAAAGACUUAAUCAUCAAAAGGAUUAAGCCCAAGCCCCAACAAGGGGAUGACAUCACCGCGGUGGAUGUGGAGAGGCAGAUCGAGGCCUUCCGUGGCCGCCUGACCCAGAUGCUGGGGGAGCCGCUGGCACCCCAACUCCAGGACAAGGUGCACUUGUUAAAGCUCCUGCUCUUCUAUGCCGCCGACUUGAACCCUGACACAGAGCCUCCUCCAAAGAACUGGAGCAACCCCUGAGGUCCUUCGAAGCACUGAACACCAAGAAUACCUCCUGAACUCCAGCUCCAGCUACCUGGAAGUUCUAGAAGUAUCUGAAGUAGUUAAAAAUCUUACAGGACCAAACCUGUCUUAUUUAUCUGUAGGUUAUAACGACUUUCUAACUCUUUAGUAAAUAUCUUUUUUUGAUAUUCUAUCCUAGCCCAUUCUCAGAUAUGGCUUAAAUAUACAAGGUGUAUAUAUUUUUUCAUAAAUUAUUUAUCUAUACUUUUUUUGAAACAGGUAAUACUAUAUGUACUAUAUGUUUAACAUUUCCAUUCAAUAUGUGAAAAAAGAAGCCCUCUGCUGAACAAAUUCUGGACAUCAGAGUAUGUCAUUUGAGGUACAGACAACCUGUUUCAGAAGAGAAAGAGAGACUCAUUUCUCCCUGAUGAAACACAAACAUCUUCUAUUAGAGCUGUUAUAUUGCCUAUGAAUUUGACUUUGUGGCCAGUCUGUUAAGAUCUAAUGUAAUGGGGGUGGGAGGUAGAAACAAAAGGACUGAGUGUAUUACAAAUAAUUUGAUGUUAAAAGGAUACAAUAAAAAGGCAAUGGUUUUUCAAAAUAACCAAGUUUACCGUGCUUAGGUUCUAUGGCUGUGAGUAGGCAGAACAUAAGAACAACUCUUAAAUUGAAAAAAAAAAAAAAAAAAAAAAAACUGUCCACAUUUGAGAAAGCAGUUUAAGAAGUUUGUUUAUUGUCAAAACAAAUAAGAGAUACAAGCAUAACAGAAGACACAAAUAAAUUAAUUAUUUUGAUCAUUUUAGACUCCAGGGCUUCUCUAUGGAAAGGUCAGCUCAGCUCCUUAUGUAGACAUGAUAGUAUCCAAAAAAAACACAACAGUCUCCUCAGAGAGACCGCAUUUAAGACAAUGACUGAACACAUACAUGGUGAAGAGAAAUAGAGUGGCUUCCUUAGUUCCUUCCCUCAGUAACUUACAUAUUUAUAAAAGUAUGCAGCUCUUUAUUGGGGGCAAUGGUUUCAUACAGAAAAAUUUUAAAUUCUUGCACUUCCCAGGAAAAAAAAAAAGUUUUAUUCCUGACCUGAACAAGAAAAUCAAAAUAGGAUGAUGCUAGUUUCACGUGAACCUCAAGACUACCAUCUAAAUGUAGGUGCUGCCUUGUGCAUACUUGAAAAAAGUUUAACAUCUAUUUAUCUAUACCAAACCAGUAGACUGAAUUUUCUUCCUUAGGAAGUCUUCAAUCAAAUUGGAGAUAAAUUAUUUUCAUUUUAAAAGUGCAAAAUAGAAUAUGCAAGACUAGUGUUUAUUCUGUGAUACAGAAAAACGAAGCAUCCCUCCCAAUAGCACUGGCCAGAAGUGCUCUUGUAAGAAGUGGCUACAGGUGAGGUGACCCGGAAGGCUACCAAACACAAGAAUGCUCCAGUUCCGGCCCAGGAAGUGGGGGGUCCCUGCCAAGUCUGGCCACCAAACAGAUCUCAGGUCCCCCAGCUAACAAGACUGGAGCACACAGAAGUGCACAAUCAAGAGGGUCAAAGUCUCAGCUAGUUCGGGCACAGCUCUACUCCAUGACUAGGCCACGCACAUGUUUACAGUGGUAAAGAAGUCAAGAAACCUAAGUUCCGGAACAACACAAACGUUAUUUACCUAGUAAGCAAUGAUCAAAGUUAUUGUCUAAGGUAAAUGAUAACAAAAAUGGUCAUGAGAUCCCCCAUACAUCACUUAAACCAUAUAACAUGGUUUCUUCCACACAAGGAUAAGCUUUGCACUAACAUUUCUCAAAAACCAAGUAUACCUCCAGCUCUAGCAUUGGUUUAAGAGGUUUUAAAA